CCUUUGUCGCAAAGAAAAAUGGACUCGAAUUAUCAAUCUUCCGCCCCCCGUCUAAAGAUGACGGAGGGGAAUAACCCCAUUGUCCUUAUUCCCCAGCCAUCCGAUGACCCCAAGGAUCCAUUGAACUGGAGUACUCGCAAAAAGAACUUUAUGCUUUUUGUUCUCUGUUACGCAGGCUUUGCUGCUAUGAAUCUUCCCUCCAGCCAGCAGCUCACCUACUACGUCCAGACGUCAGCUUAUCCAGGACGCACAGAGGUGGAUCUUUCAUACUCUGUCACCGCCUGUGUGAUUGGCCUCGUCUUUGGUCCCCUUAUGUUUUGGCCUCUGGCGCGCAAGGUUGGCCGGAGCUCGCUUAUGCUCUGGAGUCUGGUGGUGGGUUUUGUCUGCCAGAUUUGGGCGGCGCUCAUGACAGGGCCGGAUGAUUAUAUUCCCUUCAUUCUAUCCCGUGUUGUUUCAGGCAUGGCCUCCUCUAUCCCAACUGUUCUGGGGCCUUCAUAUGCUGUUGACAUCUUCUUCCUCCACCAACGUGGGCGCGUCUUUUCCAUCUUCGAGCUUAGCUUCCUUCUUGGAGUCAAUGUCGGCCCUACUAUCAGUGGCUUCAUUGUCAAUUACACUUCCUGGACUUGGGCAUUUUGGUGGACCCUGAUACCUUGUGGUCUGGCAAUUUUGCUCGUCUUGCUCUGUUUGGAGGAGACAGGCGGAUGGUCAACUUCACCCGGAGCUGCUAAAUACCCACCUCAACCCACGUCAUACUGGGCCAAUCGAGUGGCCACUUUUCUUCCCGGACACAAGAUCAUUCCCCAUGAACCCUGGGGUCAAACUGCCCGGGCCGCGAAAAAGCCCUUCAUCAUUAUGGGAGCACCAAUCACUCUCAUUGCUGGUGGAUAUAUCUUCAUCUGCUUCGCCUUUGUCAUCUUAACCAAUGUCCUGUUGACGAUGUUCUUGGAGGCACCAGUAUCUGAAGGUGGAUACGGAUUUAGCCCCAUGCGGAAUGCAUUCUUCACUCUGGAUGCUUGGUUCUCAAUCCUUGUCACCCAAUUCGUUGGUUGGUGCGUGGGAGACCGCAUCCCUCUUUGGGUCUCACGCCGGUUUGGUAAGGGUGUCUGGCACCCUGAAUACCGACUUUACAACAUCUUGCUUCCAGGCCUGGUAGCACCUAUCGGCCUCGGUAUCUUUGGAGCGGCUAUCCAAUAUCACCUCCACUACAUGGUGCUGGCCCUAGGAUUCUUCUUGAUCGUGUUCAGUUCGAUGCUUGCUGUUCCUAUCUGCCUCAAUUACAUUGUUGAAUGCUACAGGGACGAUGCGAACGAAGCGGCUAUCGCAAUGAAUGCGUAUAGACUUGGCUUUGCCAUUGCCACUGGCUUCAUUUUCUCUCCCUGGAUGGACGCCGUUGGCGUGGGAUGGAUGUUCGGCAUGGCAGCAUUCUUCUCGCUUUUCGCCCUUCUAAUGGUCGGAGUGCUAGUUUGGAAAGGACCUCAGCUCAGAGCUAUCUCUCCAAUGCUAUCUUGCGAGGAGGGCGAGGUCAUUGGACAACACAAGAGCAGCAGCGCUUCAUCAAUCUCCGAUGUAGAAAGUGCGCAGACUGACUCUACUCUAGAGGUCACCUCAGAGCUGAAGGCUUAG
Penicillium longicatenatum is the source of this 1623-nucleotide messenger RNA. Its product is annotated as polyamine transporter. NCBI's taxonomy places the organism in Eukaryota, Fungi, Ascomycota, Eurotiomycetes, Eurotiales, Aspergillaceae. Gene Ontology annotation, biological process: transmembrane transport. The transcript is spliced from 5 exons. The record is from RefSeq and is a predicted model, not a curated record. The annotation marks the transcript as partial. Gene Ontology annotation, molecular function: transmembrane transporter activity.